Molecule: messenger RNA, 3057 nt
Organism: Hypoxylon trugodes
Lineage: Eukaryota; Fungi; Ascomycota; Sordariomycetes; Xylariales; Hypoxylaceae
Exons: 13
Coding region: 408-2675 (755 amino acids)
Biological process (GO): transmembrane transport
Cellular component (GO): membrane
Molecular function (GO): myo-inositol:proton symporter activity
Source: RefSeq, a predicted model, not a curated record
UUUUGAAUCCUUCGACGCUCGGUAUGGCUAGGAUUGAUUUCGGGGCUGCAGACUCGGUAGGCUAAAGAUGCUUCUUGCUUUGUAUAAGCCACAUAUUUACAGCUUGUCCUACAUGAACCGCGGUUAUUUCUAGCGAACUUGUAUACUCCUACGCAUCAGUUAUGUCAUUUUAAUUAGGAAACGUGACAAAUCCUUACCGACGUCUGAUUUCUCUAGGACAAACCUGUUUGUGUCGCGAGGCUCUGAGCGACUCAGGCCUGCUGCUGACCGAGGAUGGCCUGGAAAAGCGCUUGUUUCAUUAAGCCACCUUUUUGUCUAACCCUGUUUUAAUUGCUUCCCAAUGGCCUCUUUCGAAAUUCAUUAUCUAGUAACCCUCUAUAGAAGUGAGUACUAGGGGAUCCAAUACUAUGACGGAACGGCGCGGAUCCCAUCUGAGCUAUUCGUUCUCUGUCCCAAUGCCUCCAGUCCCGCCUAGAUCCGACGGUCACAUCGAACCGAUCGAGAGGGCUGCCACUUCUGCAACGGUCCAUAAGAAUCACCGAGAUCAAGUGAACCGGAGACGCCAUAAUAGUCAACGAAUCAUCGAGAAUCCCCUAACUCACCUUACUGAGGAGGAACUCCAAAGAGAUGUCUUCGUAUUUGCUGAGGAUUGCCUACCGGAAGUUGACCGGAACAAGCUCCUACGCGCAGCCAGAGUAGCCCAGAAUGACCGCUUUUACUACGAAAUUGCUCGAUCUGAGGAACCAGAAGACCACCAUCCCGCUCUAGUUACUCUAACUCCAGAGGAGAAAACCGCUCUAAGGGCAGAAAAAGACGUCCUUUUUUCUGGACGGAAAAUGAUAAUCGUCAUCCUCACGGUCUCUCUCGCGGCCUUUUUACAGGGUUUUGUGCAGUCAUCGAUCAACGGAGCCUCGUUGUAUGCUUCGGAGUACGGACUCCCGGAUGUGACCUCGUCGGGAUUCGAUUCCGAUGCGGAUAACGCAAAUCCCCACCCGGACGAUUGGAAACUCGGAGCGACUAACGCGUCGCCAUUUAUCUUCGCAGGACUAAUCGGUUGUUGGUUAGCGCUGCCUAUUAACGAUCUAGUUGGUCGUCGAGGUGCGAUGGCUGUGGCGGCUUGUUUAGUCUUCGUAAGUUCGUUAGGUGCGGUUUGGUGUACUAGCUGGUAUUCACUACUUGGCGUGCGGGUAGUGAAUGGCGUAGGCAUGGGCGUGAAAGCCGUUAGUACGCCUAUUCUAGCAUCCGAGACAGCGGUGGGGUCGUGGAGAGGCAGUUCUAUACUCGCCUGGCAGCUAUGGGUCUCCUUUGGAAUCAUGAUGGGCUUUGCCUUCAACCUCAUCUUCUACACCGCACACAACGACCCGCUAAUCGUGAAACUGAUCCUGGGAGCGCCACUGGUCCCGAGUAUUUUCCUUAUGAUAGGGCUUUGGUUCUGCCCUGAAAGUCCUCGUUACUACAUGCGACGAAGGACUUCUAGCUACGACCCCGCGAAGGCAUACGACGUCUUGCUGAGACUUCGUCAAACAGAGCUUCAAGCCCUUAGGGAUAUCUACUUGAUUUACAAGUCUGUUCAACUUGAAGAAUACUCUGGUAAUGUAGACGAAGAGGAUCAAGAUGAUGAUGUUCCUCGAGGAUGUUUCGCCUACAUCAAGAAAUAUGCGGCUCAGUAUAAGCAGCUUUUCACUCAACGGCGGUUGAGGAAUGCUCUGAUUAGCAGUUCGAUAGUCGCGUUGGCUCAGCAAUUAUGUGGGAUCAAUCUCUUGGCGUUUUACUCAGGCUCAUUGUUCAGCGGGAUUAUAGGCGAUUCCAAUCGUUCCGAUCAUUUAAAACCGAUGCUUUACAGUUUAGGAUAUGGAGCCGUGAAUUUCUUUUUCAGCCUUCCAGCGAUCCGAACUAUUGAUACCCUCGGUCGCCGCAAGUGGCUCGUACUUACAUUGCCUGCGAUGUGCCUGGCUAUGCUGGCUGCUUCUCUGUCGAGCAUGAUUUCUGACGCCCACACUAAGGUUGGGGUUGUCACUUUCUUCGUGUUUUUAUUCGCAGCUAUCUACUCACCGGGGAUGGGUCCUAUUCCAUUCACUCUUGCAUCCGAAAGUUUCCCGCUUUCCCAUCGUGAAGCUGGUUGCGCAUUCGCAAUUGCAAUAAACCUCCUAUUCGCCGGACUUAUACAGAUGUUCUUCCCAAGCAUCUACGCAGGUCUCAAAAAUGCCGGCUCGCUAGGCCUUUUCGCAGCGCUCAACUUCCUCGCCUUCGUCCUCGUAUUCUUAUUCGUCGAAGAAACCAAACGUCGAUCACUCGAAGAUCUGUCUCUUAUUUUCGCCGUCCGCAAACGAGACUUUGUCAUGCACCAGAUUACUCAAUACAUCCCGUGGUUCAUCCGCUACUACUUGCUUGGCCACCACGAAAAAGAAAAGCCGUCGCUUUAUGUAGACAUGAUAUGGGGCGGCCCGAGGUCGAUGACUUGGCUUGAAGGGGGCGAUGGAGUGAAUGGGGAAGGGGUAGAUGAUGGUUGGAAUGGAUUCGGUGGAGGGGAAAUUGAUGGCAAUGGUAGAGGCCGUACUUUCAGUGAUGAUCAUGGUGUCCCUCCAUCUGUUAUCCGCCGGCCCUCGGCAUUCAUGAUGUCGGAUCUUGGUGGGUCGAGGGACUCGGAAGAUUCGAAUGAUUCGGCUCAUAGGUGAGAUCCCAGGUGCUGCUUUUUGGUGGAUGCCUGUUCUGUUCCGGGGGUUCGGCGUAGUCCUCGGGGUAUGGAUCUUGGUAGGGGGAUAUGUAGGUGCGCGGCAUCUUGGCUAAGAUGUUUUACGGUAUUUUUGGGUUGGCGGCGUUUAAAGGGUAAAAAUUUGUCGGAAUACCCCUUCGGAUGUUGUUGGUGGUGAUGAGGUUGUAUGUGAUAUGAGAUCGGGAACUUUUACUUCAUUUACUGUACAUAUAACGGUGUACUUUAGAUCGCGCAGCAUGACGGCGAUGUUCCUGUCCCUACCUACCAGUAUAAUAAAGAUAAAGUCAAGAAUUAGAAGUACCUAUCUUUUACACAUUCACUCAUUUAUACAUCCACUCUUCAUU